Populus euphratica (Euphrates poplar) is the source of this 2299-nucleotide messenger RNA. Its product is annotated as NF-kappa-B-activating protein-like. NCBI's taxonomy places the organism in Eukaryota, Viridiplantae, Streptophyta, Magnoliopsida, Malpighiales, Salicaceae. The transcript is spliced from 2 exons. Gene Ontology annotation, molecular function: chromatin binding. Gene Ontology annotation, cellular component: nucleus. Gene Ontology annotation, biological process: regulation of gene expression. The record is from RefSeq and is a predicted model, not a curated record. The coding region runs from base 71 to 1603 and encodes 510 amino acids.
UCCGUAUGUUUUAGUUUUUGUUAAUUCCUAUAAAUACAUAAAAAACACCUCAUGAACGCAAAUUCCAAAAAUGGGCAGGCUAUCAUCCACCGUCGAGAUCUCCGAUGGACGAUACAUUCCUGACCGUCAAAACAGCCGUGACACACCCGAGUUCGACUCCCCUGACUACCGACGCCACCGUGAACGUCGCAGUCCCUCUUAUCAAAACUACGAUGAUCGUCACCGGGAAAUCGAUCGCGGCCGACGCCGUCGCUCUAGCUCACCCGAAUACUCAAGAAGUCCUAGAAGAAGAACAACAAGAAGAAGUCCGAGCCCUAGGUACAAAGAAACCCUAGAUCAUUCUCUCCCUAAAAAAUUCGGCAAGGGCCGGUCCUUUCUUGAUAGGAAUAGAAGGGAAUCGGACGAGGAAUCCGAUGAGGAUUUAAAAGGAUUGAGUUUUGAGGAGAGGAGGAGGCUGAAGAGGCAGAAGAUGAGGAAGUCUAUGAGGUAUUGUAUUUGGAAUAUUACGCCAAGUCCUCCGAGAAGGGACGAUGAGGAGGAAUUGGUGGAGAAAGCGGACGAGAUAGAGAAGUACGGAGAGGAUGAGGUAAAGAGUGAAGAUUCCAGCGGAAAAGAGAAGGAAAAGGCGAAAUCAGAGUCGGAGAAUUCUGGGAGUGGUGAGUCGGAGAGCGAGUCUGAGUUUGAGUCAGAUGCCUCGAGGGAGAAAAGAGAGAGGAGGAAAUCAAGUUCUAAGCGCAGGAGGAGGAAAAGUGAUAGUAAAUCAGAUGUGAGUGAGAGCGAAAGUGAGAGUGAAUCAGACACUGAAGAAGAUCGGAAACGGAGAAAGAAGUCGCGGGAAAGUAUUAGUAGGCGGAUCAAGAGUAGUAAGAGUAGUAGAAGAAGAAAGAGCAGGAGGAAGAAGAGUAAGUAUAGUGAUUCUGAUGAUAAUAGGGCUGAGGAGUCUGACUCUGAUGAUGAUCGUGUAAAGUCUAAAAAGAGGAGGCGUUCUUCAGGUUCGCGAUCCAAGGGGAGUAAGAAGAAGAGAGGUUCUGAAACAGGGAGUGAGAAUUUGGAUUCCCUUGAGAAUUCUGGUUCUGAGAAAAAUAAAGCAAAUGAUGACGAGGCUAACAAGGCUGAAGUUGACGUUGAGGCAUUGAUGUUUAAAGAAAUGAUCGAGGCACAAAAAAAACCUGCUUUGGAAAAUGAACCUGUGGUUGGGCCAAUGCCGUUGCCUAGAGCUGAAGGGCAUAUUAGUUAUGGUGGAGCUUUGAGGCCUGGUGAAGGUGAUGCUAUUGCACAGUACGUGCAGCAAGGGAAACGUAUCCCUCGUAGAGGUGAAGUGGGUCUUUCUGCGGAUGAGAUUCAGAAAUUUGAGACUCUUGGGUAUGUGAUGAGUGGCAGUAGGCAUCAGAGGAUGAAUGCCAUUCGUAUCAGGAAAGAAAACCAAGUUUAUAGCGCUGAGGAUAAGCGGGCGCUGGCCAUGUUUAACUAUGAAGAGAAGGCAAAACGUGAGCACAAGGUUAUGGCUGAUUUGCAGCGGCUAGUGCAGCGCCAUAUUGGGCAGGAUGUUGGUCCUAGUCAUGAUCCUUUUUCUGCGAAAGCAUCUGGCGGUGCUGAUGCUUAGGAGAAGAGAAAUUGACAUCCCACUGUCCUCAGCCGCCGCCGAAGAUGACGAGGACCACUGUAACUAGCAAAUUUAAUGUCGUGACAAAGUUGAAAACAUCAGCUCCACUUGCCAGUGAUGAAUCUAGCAGGGUUAAGCAGGAGAAAUCUAUUAGCAAGUCAGAUCCUCAUUGCACACAGAUCUGCAGUUUUUACGUAUGGUCACAUUUUAAUCCAGUGUCAGUGUCAUGUUUUGUGCCCGUCCUUGUCUGAUACUAUUUGUUAUGCUUCUAAACUUGAUGAAUAGAUUUUUUUUACAGCUCUACAAAAUGAUAAAGAGGAUUUCUUGCCAAAAACAAGGGUUGUAUAUGGUUUUGGUCAUUUUCACUGCGUGUUUUGGGAUGGUUUUUGGACCAUGAGACAUUGAAACACAAGACUGAUCUAUCUUCCUUUAAAAACCAGCCAAGAGAUCAAAAUUCAAUGGGAAGGGAAAACCACACGGAUUAUCAUCUUUUGCGAGCAAAGAUGAAGGGAAGGCCAGGAAAGAACGAUAUGCGAAGCACAGAUUAAACGAACGAGGUAGCUUUGCCGGCCACUUAUUCUUUUCCAGGCAUAUGAAAGUUAGACUUCUGGGUUAAUUUCGAUUUGUUCAUUUGGGACCUGUUUCAGAUUCUCAAUGUGAUCAACCAGAAUUCAUAAAAGUGUAUCCAAAUCUAAU